AUGGUGGUGCCGGAAGGUGCAGUUCUUCUGUGCACCUUGGGGUCCCAGUUGGUCACCGGGAAGCCCCAGCGAGUGGCCGUGGCAUCAAACAUAGAGAUCUGUGGCUUCCAAUGUGGGAAACAAAUGGUUUAUUUUCUGGAAAGAUCAUCCAAGGAGCGGAUCAUGGACUUCUCCUGCAUGGACCACUAUCUGAAGAUUUAUGGCACUUACAGUGAGCGGCUUCAUCUGAACAAAACUACUGGCUGCUGCACUAUAACCGAUGCUCAAAAACAUGACUCCGGUGUGUAUGUACUGGAAUAUCAGGAGCUCAGGAAAGUCACACAGUUCAAAUAUACAACCUACUUAAUCAUAGACCCAGUGUGUGUGACCAACAUAAGCGCCAGGCACAAUGGAGAAAAUGUGAGUGUGAGUGUUUCCUACAGUGGGGAAGAGGCGACAGUUGUGUGGGCAUGGAACGGGGGAGCCCUGCCUGAGAGACACCAGCUGAGUGACAGUAACAAGACUCUCACUGUACCCAGUACUGACACCGGCACAUUCACCGUCCUUGUCUCCAACCCCGUCAGUCACAGCAGCGCUCACUAUAACCUCACACUGACAGGUAAGUUGAUAUUAUACUGA
Molecule: messenger RNA, 618 nt
Organism: Xenopus tropicalis (tropical clawed frog)
Lineage: Eukaryota; Metazoa; Chordata; Amphibia; Anura; Pipidae
Exons: 3
Coding region: 1-618 (205 amino acids)
Source: RefSeq, a predicted model, not a curated record